CUGACAUCCACGAUGGGCCCCGACUCAACCACUCAAGACCAGGCAUCCCCUGCUCAGAAGACAUCGGUCCCUACCACUCUCAUAUUCGAUGGGCAGCAAAUAACAUUGGAGAAUGAGCCGUCAAUACCUCUUUACCGGCUUAGCCGCACCAUAGCCUGCAAAGUUCAGAAGCAUUGCAGCAUAAUAUUCGAACAGAUCGAGGUUGUCGAGACAUCCCAUCCAGAUGGGAAAGGUUCAAGAAUACGGCAGCGCCCUCAUGAUCUUUACUACCUUGUGAACUCGCUUCUCAUGCUGCAACGUCGACACGAUACGCCGGCGUGUUACCUCACCGCUCCAUCGCCCAAAGCAUUGGGCAAUAUUCAGGUCGAGGUCUAUAAUACUCCUUCGCAAUGUCUGGGAUUCAAAGCGAUGCUCAACGCCGACAAAUCAGCAGAUGAUGUUCAACUGUUUAAAGUCGAUACCCAACAAAUCUUGUUUGAGAUGAGGCCGAAACUAAAAGGCGGUCCUUAUCAGUGGAUAGAUGCAGAUGGGCAGAUUAUUGCAUAUGAGCCAGGUCAGGAGGGCAAUCACAAGCUCGUAAUUGAAGUUCCAUUGCAACAAGACAUCAGGGAUGCCCUGGUAGCACUAUGGACGUUGAGAAUCUGGUAUGAGCAUAUCCACGGUCAAUCAGAAUGACAGUGAGGGUCAUACAACUC
Molecule: messenger RNA, 695 nt
Organism: Fusarium oxysporum Fo47
Lineage: Eukaryota; Fungi; Ascomycota; Sordariomycetes; Hypocreales; Nectriaceae
Exons: 2
Coding region: 13-675 (220 amino acids)
Source: RefSeq, a predicted model, not a curated record